UUAGUGGAGGGAUUGGACUGGUGAUCUUUUGUUGAUGGAAUUCUAAGAAUAGAGGAAUGAUUAUUAAGAACCAUGCGGGUAAGUAAACCCUUCUUCCUCAUCUUCACCUACCUCUUCUACAGUCGCCGACGACCACAUCCGAUCUGCUGACCAAACUCCCCAUCCUGCACCUGCACCUGCACCUGCCCACCCUCACCACACCACCUCCUCCCACCUAGGUACACUUCCUUCUUAACCCACAGCCCAGCCAGACCCAGUCUACACCCAGGCAGACCCUCCAGCUGCCCCUGCACAGUACGCUGAUCCUUCCUUAGCCCCAGAAUGCUUACACAGUAGGCCACCCAGGAGGGUUACCUCCGGUAAGACCUCCAGUGGUGGCUGGGCCAUAUGGGUAUCAGAACCAGAUGGUGGUUUAGAGGGAGAUUUUAAGUUUGGGAUAGUUCAGUUUG
Messenger RNA from Moneuplotes crassus, 449 nucleotides. NCBI's taxonomy places the organism in Eukaryota, Ciliophora, Spirotrichea, Euplotida, Euplotidae. The record is from the annotation of a GenBank genome assembly.